UUUUGUUAAGGAUUUCUUUCUCGUAGUUGUUGCAAAAACUUGCCGCAAUGGGAGAUGAAGAAGGGAGAAAAAGUUCAUGGACGACCUUGUUGGAAGGGAUGAAGCCGGCAAUGGCAAUGGUGGUGAUCCAAUUAUUCUUCGCCGGUAUAAAUAUCUUUAACAAGCUCGCCAUUAACGAUGGAAUGAACAUGAGGAUUCUCGUCGCAUAUCGCUAUCUCUUCGCCACUGUUUCCGUGGCCCCGUUUGCGUUCAUCCUUGAAAGGAAGAACUGGCCGAAAUUAACAUGGAAAAUCUUGAUGCAGGCUUUCUUCUGCGGGUUCUUUGGGGCUACGUUGGCGCAAAACCUAUAUGUGUCUAGUAUAAAAUUAACAUCUGCAACUUUUGCCUCAGCCAUGACAAACCUUGUACCAGCCAUAACUUUCAUCAUGGCUGUCAUAUUCAGAUUAGAGCAUUUAAGAAUCAGAACAAAAUCAGGGAAAGCAAAGAUACUAGGAACACUCGUUGGAGUUUCCGGUGCAACGAUCCUCACCUUCUUGAAAGGAAAAGAAAUCAACCUCCCAACAAAUGUCAAUCUUCUAAAAUCACAUAGUAAUGGUGGAAAUCAGAUGGCUGCACUACGCCAAGAUUAUGGUAAUCGCAUCAUGGGCUUUAUUAUGUCUCUAGGAAGUUGUUUCUCUUAUGCAAUCUGGCUGAUAAUUCAGGCUAAAAUGAGCAAGGACUAUCCUUAUCAUUACUCGAGCGUUGCAAUCAUGUGCCUGAUGGGUUCGGUUCAAUCUAUAAUUUUUGCUCUUUGCAUGGAGAGGAAUUGGGAGGAUUGGCAUAUGGGCCUUGGAAUUCGACUUUACUCUGCAGCCUACACGGGUGCGGUUGGUUCAGGUCCCAUACUUUCUUUACUCGCUUGGUGCAUAAAUAAAAAGGGUCCACUUUAUGCCUCUGUGUUUAACCCUCUCAUGCUUGUGAUUGUGGCCAUUUUUGGAUCCUUAUUACUUGAUGAGAAGUUACAUAUUGGGAGUAUUAUAGGAGCUGUGUUGAUUGUGAUUGGAUUAUACUUGGUGUUAUGGGGCAAAGGUAAAGAAGCGGAAGCAUCAAAUAUUGGAAAGUUUCCUACACAUAAAGAAACUACUGAUGUGGGGGUGGAACCUACAAAAGUUGAGUUGCAGAAUGGAAGUGCACUUUCAGAUGAUGUUGAUGAACCAAAAUAAAGGGAGCAAGAAAAAAGUGGAAGAUUGAAGAUGUAAGCUUUAAAUUUGGGAUUAGUGGAAAUGGUAGAGAAAAUAAAAAGAAGAUAAGGGAUUCAUUAUUAGUGCAACAAUUUAUUGAGUAUGUUAUAAGCAUUUUUUGGGAGUCAAAUAUUGUGGGCUUUAGGUUGAGCUAAUACACUAAUGAAUGGGCCCUCAUUAAAAUGGAAAGCUAAUUGAUAGAAGUUUCCAUAAUUAUUUAAUAAAUUUU
This is a messenger RNA of Dendrobium catenatum, 1449 nucleotides long. RefSeq names its product WAT1-related protein At1g25270. The coding region runs from base 48 to 1202 and encodes 384 amino acids. The transcript has 7 exons. Gene Ontology annotation, cellular component: plasma membrane. Gene Ontology annotation, molecular function: transmembrane transporter activity. NCBI's taxonomy places the organism in Eukaryota, Viridiplantae, Streptophyta, Magnoliopsida, Asparagales, Orchidaceae. The record is from RefSeq and is a predicted model, not a curated record.